UCUCUCAAUGUGCCGUAUUUAUUUCUUUGUUCAGAAGCAGAAACAAAAAUUUUCUCAGUAAACAAAUUGUUGCUUGUGGCUAUGGUUGAUGUACGCUCCUGAAUCCCAAUCUCCUCGUUUGCCAUCUUCAUCUUCAUCUUCAUCUUCAUCCCAUUUCUCGUAUCAAAUCUUACCGACAGAAGGAUCGACAACAAUGAUUGUGAGGAAUUUGGUGCUGUUUAUGCUUUUUGUCACUGUCAUUGCUCCGAUUGUUCUUUACACUCAUCGUCUUGGAUCCUUCGAUUUUUCCUCCUCGAGAGGUGAAUUUCUGGAAGAUUUCUCAAGCUUUACUUUAAGCAGUCAUUCUGAACAUUUGAAUAUACUUCCUCUUGAAUCCUCUAGGACUAUUAAAGAACCGGUUGGAACUGUGUAUUCUAACAAUACAGCUCAUCCAGAGCCUGAUGCGUCUGCUAUUGAGCAGAAUUCAACCGACGGCCAAGGCUCAGCUCAUGAUUUGCAAUUACCGAAAUCGCUGGAGUAUAAAUCUACUCGUGCACUGUCAACUACGAAUGAGAACGUUAGUUCGAUUAGAGAGAAUCACAUCAGGCAGAUCACCGACCAACCGGGGCAGCAGAAUCGUAGCAAGGGCAUACCGGUACAAUCUGACCCUAAGCAUGCGAAGGAAAGAAAACAUGAACGACAAUCCAUCCAGUCCACUGACAAGGUUCGCAAGGCAAGAGAAUCAUAUAAAUCAGAAAAAGAUGAUGAUGAAACUUCUGCACCAAAUGCCAAAGUUCAGUAUCUUAAAGAUCAACUUGUCCAGGCAAAACUGUUUCUUUCCCUUUCAGCCACAAGGAAUAAUGUUCAUUUUAUUAGACAACUACGUCAACGGAUGAAAGACAUCCAACGCAUUUUAGGUCGUGCAAAUAAAGACUCAGAGCUGCCCAGGGAUGCCCAAGAGAAGUUAAGGGCAAUGGACGAAACAUUGGCCAGAGGAAAGCAGAUUCAGGAUGACUGUGCUUUGAUGGUAAAAAAGAUUCGAGCUAUGCUGCAGUCAACAGAGGAGCAGCUACGAGUGCACAAGAAGCAAGCAUUGUUCUUGUCACAUUUAACAGCAAAAACACUUCCUAAGGGCCUUCACUGUCUUCCCUUACGCCUGACAGUUGAAUACUAUAGUUUGAAUUAUUCUCAGCACCCGUUUCCCAAUCAAGAAAAGCUAGAAGACUCCAGUUUGUAUCAUUAUGCAUUGUUCUCAGAUAAUGUAUUGGCAGCAGCAGUUGUUGUGAAUUCAACCAUUGCUCAUGCAAAGGAUCCCUCAAAACAUGUUUUCCACAUUGUUACAGACCGGCUCAAUUAUGCUGCAAUGAGGAUGUGGUUUCUGGUUAAUUUGCCUGGAAAAGCGACUAUUCAGGUCCAGAGUAUUGAAGAAUUCUCGUGGUUAAAUUCAAGUUACAGUCCAGUUCUCAAGCAAUUGGGUUCUCCAUCAGCAAUAAAUUAUUACUUCAAAGCUCAUAGAGCCCAUUCUGAUUCAAAUAUGAAGUUUCGGAACCCAAAGUAUUUAUCAAUCUUGAAUCAUCUCCGGUUUUACUUGCCAGAGAUAUUCCCAAAACUGAAGAAGGUGCUGUUUUUGGAUGAUGACAUAGUUGUGCAGAAAGAUCUUACUGGCCUUUGGUCCCUUGAUCUGAAGGGGAAUGUAAAUGGGGCAGUGGAGACUUGUGGAGAAAGUUUUCACCGUUUUGAUAAGUAUCUUAAUUUCUCAAACGAGCUCAUAUCAAAGAAUUUUGACCCUCGUGCUUGUGGCUGGGCAUAUGGAAUGAAUAUAUUUGAUUUGGAUGAAUGGAAGAGGCAGAACAUAACUGAUGUAUAUCACACAUGGCAGAAACUCAAUCAUGACAGACAAUUGUGGAAGUUGGGAACCUUGCCACCGGGUCUUAUAACAUUCUGGAAGCGCACACAUCCUCUUGACCGAUCCUGGCACGUUCUAGGCCUCGGAUACAACCCUAGUGUCAACCAGAAGGAAAUCGAACGAGCUGCUGUCAUACAUUACAAUGGAAACAUGAAACCUUGGCUGGAGAUAGCCAUACCAAGGUACCGUAACUAUUGGAUGAAGUAUGUCGAUUUUGACCAUGAGUACCUUCGACAAUGCAAUAUUAAUCCAUAAAAAGGCACCUCAAAGCUUUCAGACUCAUAUAGUUCUUCAGAUGGCAUUUUUUUCCCCUUCUUUUGUAAAUGAGUCAUUUUUAGGUCAAUUCUUUAUAUAGAGAUACCUUUUUUUUGUCUCCUUAAAGUUAGAUCCUGUUGAUUGAGUAAUCAAUCAUAUUAUCAGUUAUAUUUUGGUAUUUUUGAAUGAGUUGUAUUGUGGGUAAGUGGGAUCCCAGAUGUAACUCAAAUUUGUAAAUGAUUGAGAGUGUUUUGUUUUUCCUUGAAAUUUACUCAGUGGUGCACAGGGUAAGAAUUCUCAAAGGCAAUGUAAUGUGUACAAUAAAUUUUGCUAACAAGAUAUAUAAUUGUGUUUUAUUU
Molecule: messenger RNA, 2499 nt
Organism: Benincasa hispida (wax gourd)
Lineage: Eukaryota; Viridiplantae; Streptophyta; Magnoliopsida; Cucurbitales; Cucurbitaceae
Product: putative galacturonosyltransferase 4
Molecular function (GO): polygalacturonate 4-alpha-galacturonosyltransferase activity
Source: RefSeq, a predicted model, not a curated record